CGACCUGGUUACUAAAUAUCCUUUUCCGGAAAAUUGUGUAUUUAUUAAACCGCCAGUACUUAACCCCGAAAUAAAAGCCACAAUUUCUGAGGCAGCUGUGGCUAGGGACUCUCGCUUGCUUAAUAACCAGAAACAACUAUGCGCUGCAUGGAUUGCUAACGCGAAGGUUCUUAACAAGAUUUUAACCUCCGACAACAUUCCAGUAGAAUCAAGAAUGUUUAUGGCGGAGAAUAUUAGCAAUUCAUCACGGCUGUUAUCGAACCAAAUUUUUGUACAAACAAAUAUUCGACGAUCUUUAGUUUCAAACCUACUGAACGAGAAACUUAAAGACACUCUUCAAAAUUCAGUGUCCGACAACCUCUUAUUUGGCAGUACUCUGAUAGAGGAUAUAAAAUGUGCCAAAGAAGUUCAGAAAUCGAAAUCUGACCUUCAAAAACCCCCCAAGGUGAGAGAUAAAACAAAACAUUUAAACUGGAAGGGUCCAGCUGCGAAUUCUCAGAGAAGCUUUCCCCAGGCUGGACCAAUGAGAACCAGGGUUGCUUCUCAAACCGAGAGAUAUCGGGAUCUCCGAAAAAUGGCCUUUCCUCAAAAGAAAAUGGGCAGCAGACAUCCAUUUGUACGAGAGAAAAACCAAGACAAGACAAGACAGACUUAUCAACGCAGGAGCAGAUUUUAUUAGAAAAUGAGGACGAUUCACCCAUUGGCAAAAUCAACUACACUACUGGCCGCAACUUUGUCAGCAAGAUUUUCGAAAACAGGAAAAUACCAAAACCUUCAAUUAACAUUAUGAUUUCAUCACUAAGUACAGCUACCAUAAACCAAUAUUCAGUACAUUGGAAAAACUGGGUAUCUUUUUGUUGUGCACAGAAGACAACUCCAUUUAACAACAAGGUUAACAUGAUCAUAGAGUUUUUAACAAACAUGUUUCAUAAUAAUAGUUCAUACACUUCUAUUAACACAGCUAGAUCGGCUAUAUCACUCAUUACAGGAAACACACUUGGAGAACACGAGAAUCUGAAAAGAUUUAUGAAAGGAAUUCAUAAUCUAAGGCCAAGUAAACCUAAAUAUAAUGACACAUGGGACCCAAAGAUAGUUCUCGAGCAUUUGCAAACACUACAUCCCAACGACAGUAUCUCCUUAGAAAUGUUAUCAUCAAAGUUAAUAACCCUGAUAUUACUGUGCACAGGACACAGAUUACAAACAUGCUACCAUAUCAAAUUAGAUAAUAUAAAGUUUUCAGAUCAAGGUGCUACCAUUUACAUUACAGAUCGUAUUAAAACUUCUGGACCAAAGAAAGUACAACCCAUUUUAGUGUUACCGUAUUUUAAUGAAAAUCCAAAUUUAUGUGUGGCAGGAACCUUAAAAAAUUAUAUAGCACGAACAAAAGUUCUUAGAGGAAAAGAAAAUCAACUCUUUAUUUCUUUCAAACCACCACAUAAAGCAGUAACGACUCAGUCUUUAAGUAGAUGGGUAAAAAUAAUAUUUGAAAAAAGUGGAAUAAAUUGUAAAUAUACACCAUAUAGCAUAAGACAUGCAUCCACAUCUUUAGCUAAAAGACAAGGAGUUCCUUUAGAGCUAAUUAAAAAAGUGGCGGGCUGGUCACCAAUCUCCACCACAUUCUCAAAAUUUUACGACAGACCUUUAGAUAAUAACGAUAGAUUUGCAAAAACCGUUUUGUCAUCGCAAAUGUAACCUUUUACUUAUCGUAGAUACUAAGUUUAGUUUUAGUUAUAAAACUAGCGAUAUUGUCUUUGGUUAAUUAGGGUAGGAUUUUUCGUUGUGGAAUCUUAUUAUCACACUUA
This is a messenger RNA of Photinus pyralis (common eastern firefly), 1802 nucleotides long. RefSeq lists its product as uncharacterized. Gene Ontology annotation, biological process: DNA recombination; DNA integration. Gene Ontology annotation, molecular function: DNA binding. NCBI's taxonomy places the organism in Eukaryota, Metazoa, Arthropoda, Insecta, Coleoptera, Lampyridae. The record is from RefSeq and is a predicted model, not a curated record. Bases 787 to 1692 code for a protein of 301 amino acids. The transcript is spliced from 2 exons.